Messenger RNA from Cooperia oncophora, 228 nucleotides. The record is from the annotation of a GenBank genome assembly. NCBI's taxonomy places the organism in Eukaryota, Metazoa, Nematoda, Chromadorea, Rhabditida, Trichostrongylidae.
AUGGGGGUGAACAUCGACUCGUAUGAUGACGACCAUGUGACUGCAUUACAAAUAGCGGCUUUCAACGGAAAUAAUGCUAUGGUAACCUAUCUCCUCGAUGAAGGAGCUGAUCUUGAAGCCUGUAAUCAAGUUGGUAUGACCCCGUUUCAUCACGCGUGCCGUGAAGGUCGAAUGACCGUCGUCGAGACGUUGCUUCAACGUGGAGCCGAUAUACACCGAACAACGUAG